Plutella xylostella (diamondback moth) is the source of this 3682-nucleotide messenger RNA. RefSeq names its product ventral veins lacking (gene vvl). The record is from RefSeq and is a predicted model, not a curated record. NCBI's taxonomy places the organism in Eukaryota, Metazoa, Arthropoda, Insecta, Lepidoptera, Plutellidae. Gene Ontology annotation, molecular function: DNA-binding transcription factor activity, RNA polymerase II-specific; RNA polymerase II cis-regulatory region sequence-specific DNA binding. Gene Ontology annotation, biological process: regulation of transcription by RNA polymerase II.
CGCGACUGCGCGAGCCACCGCAGUCCGCUGAGAGCUGCCGCCGCGCGAACACGCGCAUGUCGCUCCGCGCUCCGACGACCGGUGAUGUGAGGUGGCCUCCGCCGCUACCGCAGUGCAGCGCGAUACACGCGCAGUUUUCGCGAACAAAGGCGCCAGUUGAAGGCUCGAGAGCCUUCGAGCCGGCAAGACGCCGUCCACCGUGGACCUGAGGUACGGCGCCAUGGCGGCGACCACGUACAUGCCCGGCGAGCUGGACCUCGGCAACCUGGGCGGGUACCACGCCGCGUCGCCGCGCUCCGCCGAGCCGGCCGACAUGAAGUACCAGCACCACCUGCAGGCGGGCGGCUCGCCCUCGCCCGGCGCGCCCGUGCUCAACCCCUGGGCCUCGCUGCCCCCCGGCGGCGGCGACCCCUGGGCCAUGCACUCGCACCACGCGCACGCGCCGCCCGACGUGAAGCCGCCGCAGCACGACCCGCGCCUGCACGGCCACGGCGCGCACGGCUGGCACGCGCCCGUGGUCUCCUCGCACUACGGCGCCGGCUCGCCCGUGGCGCUGCACGCCGGCUACCCCGUGCCCGUGCACCAGCACCACAUGCUGCGCGAGCACAUGCAGCCCAGCCCGCACCACGCGCUGCACCACCACCACCUGGAGCGCGACGCGCCCGAGGAGGACACGCCCACCAGCGACGACCUGGAGGCCUUCGCCAAGCAGUUCAAGCAGCGCCGCAUCAAGCUGGGCUUCACGCAGGCCGACGUGGGGCUCGCGCUCGGCACGCUCUACGGGAAUGUGUUCUCGCAGACCACGAUAUGCAGGUUCGAGGCGCUCCAGCUCAGUUUCAAGAACAUGUGCAAGUUGAAACCGCUGCUGCAGAAGUGGCUCGAGGAGGCGGACUCGACGACGGGCAGCCCCACGAGCAUCGACAAGAUCGCCGCGCAGGGCCGCAAGCGCAAGAAGCGCACGUCCAUCGAGGUGUCGGUGAAGGGCGCGCUCGAGCAGCACUUCCACAAGCAGCCCAAGCCGUCGGCGCAGGAGAUCACGUCGCUGGCCGACAGCCUGCAGCUGGAGAAGGAGGUGGUGCGCGUGUGGUUCUGCAACCGGCGGCAGAAGGAGAAGCGCAUGACGCCGCCCAACACGCUGGGCGGCGACAUGAUGGACGGCGGCAUGCACGGCCACUACGGCCACGACGUGCACGGCUCGCCGCUGCAGCACUCGCCGCCCGGGCUGUCCCCGCAGCACGCGCUGCCCGGCGCGCACUCGCUGGCCGCGCACUAACAGUUCGCCGGGUGGGCGCAGCCGCCGCGCUACUACGAGCCGCACUAGCGCCCGCCCGCGCCACUGUACAUAGCCGCUGUACAUACCGCCGUUCCCACCUGUACAUAGACUGUGCCGAGCGACGUGUGACGAGUGGACCUCAGACGAUUCUAAGUUUAAGUUGUUCUUUAAUUUCGUCGCGCGACCGACGAUCCGGUCCCAGUGAAGUCAUUAAUUAAUUAUGUGAGUAAUGUUUAAGAUCGAAGCCAGUAAUCGUUUAUAUUUUACGUAAAGUCCGCCGCGGCAUUCGUGCGGCCGGGCGGACGCCGCGCCUCGCCGCGUCAGUCGCGUCGCGCCGCGUCGUCCCCGCGGUCAGUGGUUCCGAGUGAUGAGUUUCAGUUGCACGGAUAUAUUGUUUAGCUAGAUAGUCUAAUUGAUAAAUAAGAGCUUAAAGACGAAGAGGAACCCGGCGAGACGGGCGAGGCUGCGGGCUGCGCGUCUCCGGCUCGGUGAGUACCCGCGGCUAGCGGCCGCAGCCCGCACCCCUGUACGCCAUUCAUUUUGUAAAGGACGAUUUCAUCGAAUUUAUUUAUAGAUAUUAUAAAUUAACGAUGUUCAUACAUGCCUACCUGUCUGUAGGGAGUCAUUGUGGUGUGGAUUAAAUUUAAAUUGUUGCUAUUACUGUAAAUUUAUGAUUAGUGAUGAGGAUGAGAGUAAAAAAUAUGAAUCGGGUCGAUGCUUCGUUUUGUAACAUAAUACGAGUGAGUCAAUAGGUGCAAUUUUUAUUUAAAUUUAAGUGUUUGAAUCUGCCCGGCGCUGUCGAUGCGACCAGGGUGAGCGCGCGGCCGCUGCGGCCCGUCCGUUGUUGUUAGCGGCCCGCGGCUGGCCGGGCCGGCGGUGCCCCGGGCGGACCCGUCCGGGCCACCCGUCCGGGCCACCGCCGCGCCCGGGCCGGCCCGCGGGGCGCUGCGGGCCCCAGCCCCGCCGCGCGCUCACCGCGACUCACUCUGUAUCUCUAUCUGCCAGCCGCGUCAAACAAACGUAUGUCCGACACAUAAUUUAUUAAAAAUAUUAUUAAAAGAAUGCAGACACGAUGCCAAAAUGGUUUUAUUCCUGUUUUUUACUUGUUUUGUUGUUUUUUCGUUUGUAUGUAUUUGUGGCCAACCUUGGUACUUAAUACUUGUAAAAAUAGGUAUUUUUUCUAUAUAAAAUAAUGUACCUACAACGUAUAUGAUGAUGAUAUAUAUUAAAAAAGUUCUUUAUAGAAAUUGAAAUAUGGAAAUGACUUUUAUUGAUGUCCUGCAACAUUGCCAUACAUUUCGUUCCUCGAGAGCGAUCCAUACAAGAUUGAGGCUAAUGUCACAGAGAUGGUGAUGGCCCACCUGUAUAUACCAAAUGCUAAUUUAAAUCGCAAAUGCGUCAAAUGGACUGUUUUUUGUUUAUUCCAAAUAUUUUCCCUCGGGAAACUAAUCAUAAAGCUCAAAAUGUUAAUAUUUAUGAUAUAAGUGUAAGAAACAAUAUUUUUAUCACAGUGCACGUAAUAAAUUGUAUUUAAUACAACAUUAUUGUUUUCAUAUAGUUUUUUCAGCACUUGUGCUAUUGCUAUUUCUCAAAUAGAAACCAGAUAUACCAAAUUAGAUCGCAGUUUAUCAAAUUUACUACGGUAUUUUCCUUUUUAAACAUCGUAAAAUAAAUAGGUCAGAAUCAAAACAAAAAAUGUGUCUGCUGUAUGUGUUUUGUAUUAUUUGUUGAAUUUAUGAACCUCGGGGCACUAGGAGCAGGUAGAAACCAAAACAUCGUCACAAUCACAAAUGAUUUGAUCUCGCGAGAGAUGCCUUCUGCAUUUUAUUUUAAAUGGUUUUACUUAUCAUUUCAAUUCAUUUUAUUUGUUUUUGUUUUAGUAUAAAGCCACCAUUGCAAUGAUCACAUUACUUAUACCAAUGUGUAUUUGUCCAGAUUUAAAUGUAACGCCAAUAAAAAUCAUAACAAUAUAAAUAAUAUGUUUUGCAAUGUUAGUCAGUCACCGCUCACUGUCAGCGGCCCGGUAGGCCUACGAGCCACGCCGCCGCCUCAGAGCCGUCGGUUCCGCGAACUUGCUCAUGCUCAGGUAGAAUUAAUAAAAAAACGUUCAGAUAUUUAAUAACAUUCUAAGGGUUAAUUGAUAUGAUGUUGGUGUGUGUACGCAUGUAAGUAGACUCAGGGUUUAAAUUGUAAUAAGAUCGUAAAUUAUAAAACUUCGAAUGUGUUUCGAAUGCCUAGUUUAUUAAUAAAGUGAGAUAUUUUUUUAUAACUUGUAGAUAAAUGUAAAUAUAUCUUAUGCAACAAAUAUAUUAUAGGUAGAUAUAGAUGGUACUACAAUAGACGAAUUGUUAAAUUCUGUAAACUAUAAUUAUUAUUGGUAUUAAAGACUGUUGCAGUUGAUAACAAUGA